This is a messenger RNA of Spea bombifrons (plains spadefoot toad), 1147 nucleotides long. It is a transcript of the gene NFYB, whose product is annotated as nuclear transcription factor Y subunit beta. Gene Ontology annotation, molecular function: DNA-binding transcription activator activity, RNA polymerase II-specific; RNA polymerase II cis-regulatory region sequence-specific DNA binding; protein heterodimerization activity. Gene Ontology annotation, cellular component: CCAAT-binding factor complex; nucleus. Lineage: Eukaryota; Metazoa; Chordata; Amphibia; Anura; Pelobatidae. The transcript has 7 exons. The record is from RefSeq and is a predicted model, not a curated record. Gene Ontology annotation, biological process: regulation of transcription by RNA polymerase II. Bases 141 to 761 code for a protein of 206 amino acids.
CAAUUCUGGCGGGCGAGCAGAGGGAGGGUAGCCAGGAUCCCGGAAGCGCCGCUCCGCGCUGGGACUGGCUCCUUCGCAGCCAUUUUCUGUCCAACCAAACAGCCGAUUCGUGCAGGGAACCAACCAGGGCCGCACUGGAGAUGGACGGGGAUAACGCAACCACAGAUCCUUCCCAGUUAGGCAUCUCCGGGGACUACAUUAGCGGCAGCCAUUACGUAAUACAACCCCACGAUGGAGACACAGAAGACAGUUUAAAUGAUCCAGAUGAGACAAACGGAUCGAAGGAGAGUUUCAGAGAGCAAGAUAUUUACCUUCCCAUCGCCAAUGUGGCCAGGAUAAUGAAAAAUGCCAUACCGCAGACAGGAAAAAUCGCUAAAGAUGCCAAGGAAUGUGUUCAGGAAUGUGUAAGUGAAUUUAUAAGCUUUAUAACAUCCGAAGCUAGCGAGAGGUGUCAUCAAGAGAAGCGAAAGACUAUCAACGGAGAAGACAUCUUAUUUGCCAUGUCCACUUUAGGGUUUGAUAGCUACGUGGAGCCGCUGAAACUCUAUCUCCAGAAAUUCAGAGAGGCAAUGAAAGGUGAGAAGGGGAUUGGUGGUGCUGUUACAGCAGGAGAUGGCCUUGGUGAGGAGCUCACAGAGGAAGCAUUCACCAGCCAAUUACCAGCGGGAUUAAUAACUACAGAUGGCCAACAGCAAAAUGUUAUGGUUUAUACAACAUCUUAUCAACAGAUAUCUGGAGUUCAACAAAUCCAGUUCUCCUGAUCUAGAAGAGAAUGUAAUGUCUGCAAACAAGAGUCAGGAAGAGAGCUUAUACAUAUUUGAUGGCAAUAUUUGAUUGCAGUUGCGUGAAUGUUUUUCUUCUACGUUCUAUUUAAUGUUUUUUUUUUUUUUUUGUAUAUUAAGUUGCUGUAACGUAGCUUCCUCUGGCGUGUCACAAGGGCGGAACCCCUCAUUUUUCCCCAUGUGUUUUUAAGAAUUGGAUUUUAAAAACCUUAGUUCUGUUUUUUGUACAAGAGUUAUUCUUCUGACUCCUGUAUGCAUUGUAAAUUAAUUGUUUAUUGCUGUCUGAAAUUUGUAGACAGUUUCUUAUUUUCAUAUUGAAUCAUGUACCUUCUUUUGUAAAUCAAAUAAAAAAGGACUUGAGUUGU